Messenger RNA from Salvia hispanica, 1604 nucleotides. Its product is annotated as premnaspirodiene oxygenase-like. Gene Ontology annotation, molecular function: iron ion binding; monooxygenase activity; heme binding. Lineage: Eukaryota; Viridiplantae; Streptophyta; Magnoliopsida; Lamiales; Lamiaceae. The record is from RefSeq and is a predicted model, not a curated record.
AUGCUUGAGCUAAUUACAACACUGACUCUAUCUGCAAUUUUCUUCUUCUUGUUCAACAAAUGGAAAAUUUCCCGAAAUAGCAACUCAACGAAGAAACCGCCACCCGGCCCGAGAAAACUUCCUAUAAUCGGAAAUCUCCACCAAAUCAGCAAUCCUCCCUUCCGCUGCUUCAGAGCUCUAUCCAACCAGCACGGCCCCUUAAUGCAGCUCAAGCUCGGCGAGACGACCGCUGUCGUCGUCUCGUCGCCUGAUCUGGCGAAGCGAAUGCUGAAAGAUCUCGACCCUAGCUUCGCAGACCGGCCUCAGAGCGCUGCCGCUGACAUCAUUCUCUACCGCUCCAGCGACGUCGUUUUCAGCCAAUACGGCGACUACUGGCGCCAGAUGCGGAAGCUCUGCGUCGACGAACUCCUCAAUGCGAAAACGGUGCGACUCUUCCGGUCCAUCCGACGUGACGAGACGUCGCGGCUGAUGGAUUCCCUGCGGGAAUCUUCUGGAAGGGUCGUGAAUCUGACGGAGAAGAUCUUCUCCCACUCGAGCUCCGUCACGUGCCGGGCCGCCUGCGGCGGCGUGGUGGAGGAUGGUGAGACGCUGAUGAAGUUGAUGGCGGAUUCGACGCGGAUGGUUUCAGGGUUUGAGGUCGCGGAUCUGUUCCCGUCGCUUUCGAGGAUUUUGGGCGCGCUGAGCUGGACGAGGCGGCGGCUCGAGGCGAUGCGGAGGGAGCUUGAUGUGAUUCUGGAUGAUGUGAUCGAACGGCAUAGGAGGAAUCGGGUGGAGAAUGGAUCGGGGAAGAAUUCGGAGUUUGGGAGUGAGGAUUUGGUUGAUGUGUUUCUUAGGGUUCAGGAGGAAGGCCAGUUGCGGAUUCCGAUCGAUAAUGACAACAUCAAGGCUGUCUUGUUUGAUAUUUUCACAGCGGGAACUGAAACUUCGUCGUCGACUAUUGACUGGGCGAUGGUGGAACUGUUGAGGCACCCUCGAGUGAUGGCCAAGGCACAAGCUGAAUUAAGACAAGCCUUGAAAGGAAAUAGUACUCAACAAGACGACAUUGUUCCUAAUCUGAAAUAUCUAAAACUAGUGAUCAAAGAGACUAUGAGGCUACACCCUCCGGCUCCGAUUGUGCUUAGAGCUUGCAAGGAGGAACAAGUGAUCAAUGGGUACACCAUACCUGCGGGAGAAAAGGUGCUGGUGAAUAUUUGGGCGAUGCAUAGGAACCCGAGGUAUUGGGAUGAUCCGGAGAUGUUUAAGCCCGAGAGAUUCGAGAAUCAAUCUUUGGAUUUUGUAGGUGGUGAUUAUCAUUUUCUACCGUUUGGAGCUGGCAAAAGAAUGUGCCCUGGGAUAACAUUUGGUUUGGCUACCAUCGAGUUUGCUUUGUCUCAAUUGCUCUACAACUUCGAUUGGAAACUUCCAGAAGGUUUGAGGGGUGAGGAUUUGGACAUGACUGAAAAUGUUGGGCUAACCGUAGUGAGGAAACAAAAUUUAUUUGUAGUCGCCACUCCAUAUAAUUAGCUCAUAUAAUGUCAAUGUUAUUAUUGGGGGAUAACUUUUAGAUCCACUAUGUCUUGUAUUGUUAAUGUAAAGUCAUCCAUUUCCUGCUGUGCAUUUUCAUG